CUUCGAUUAGCGUGGUUUUUCCAAAUCACAGCAACAAGCACUCACGAAAAAGCCAUCUCGAGCGCAACUGAUUUGCGACCGCGUCCCAUCGACUGCUGCACUCGACACGCAUCAAUGGACUCGACAACAUCCAAGACCAGCAGCUUCAUCAGCCCGAGUCGGUUGGUGCCUGCCACGACCAACAGUUUGACCUUGGACUUGCCCAAGGUCCACCCCCACACAACCACGCGACCAGGCAGUCCCAAGAUGGAGUUUGCGACGCCACCCACACGCACUGUCACCCCACCUCCCAUCAUGAAGCUUCCACACUCGUUCGCGUCUAAACACGUGUCGCAUCCACCGCAUUUGCAGCUUAAAGUGUCAGAUCCAUAUAUCACCAUGGACAAGAAACUCGCGACGCUCAAGAUCCCGUCCGCGUGCGAAACCCCAUUGCACUUCACACCACCACCGCCGUUCCCCGAAACGAGUCCGAGCGAGAAUAAGAUGAUGGACGCCGAUUUUGCCAAACGGAAAAAGGGGACACGGCGAGGCACGUUGAAUCCCGAAGCAAAGAGUGUGUUGAAAGCUUGGAUGUUUUCUCCUGAGCAUUUUGCACAUCCGUACCCGAGCGAAGAAGAGAAGGAAGAAUUGGCCGCUGAAGCCGGCAUCGAAGUGAAGCAACUUUCCAACUGGUUCACGAACGCUCGCAAACGAUUAUGGCAACCCGUCUUGCGUCAGUCUGGCGUGGAAGUGAAAAAUUUCCUGUCAACGGGUCGAGGAGGUCCUCGUGGCGCCAAGUUAGAUGUGCCAACCAACAUUUCCUUCCUUGCGGGGUCGAACUCUCCCCCAUCGUCACCGCGCAGUGCUGGAUCCAACGACGACGACGACAACGUCAAAUCAGCUUUUCGGAUUGCAUCUGUGCCAGACAAAGUUGUCAAGCGCAUGCGACGAACAGAACCCCAAGACAACGAAAGUGGCAAUAACUCGCCCGCGUCGUCAGAAGACUCGUUUGAACACCACAACAAGGAAGGAUUCCGCGAUGUUGAAAUCUUGGCGGCCAAGUCGCUGCUCGGGUUGCAUCGCGAGUACCAGUCGGUCCAUUGACCACCGAGACACGGCAGUAUCAUUAGUUAUCCUUAAUUUUAUUCCAUAUAAGAUAAUACAACGCAUCCUAUUUCGCGCGUCC
Messenger RNA from Aphanomyces invadans, 1165 nucleotides. RefSeq lists its product as hypothetical. The transcript has 3 exons. NCBI's taxonomy places the organism in Eukaryota, Oomycota, Saprolegniomycetes, Saprolegniales, Verrucalvaceae. Gene Ontology annotation, biological process: regulation of DNA-templated transcription. Gene Ontology annotation, molecular function: DNA binding. The record is from RefSeq and is a predicted model, not a curated record. Bases 115 to 1083 code for a protein of 322 amino acids.